AUGUCUUGGAGUAACUUACAUGCCACUGCAACAAUCCAAACCUCAAUAAAUGAAACAUCUUCUGCUGUGAAUCAACAAGGAGGCAAAGAAAAUAACAUUCUUUUAUUUAUAUUGUUACCAGUGACAGCUAUUGCAUGUGUUGGUAUUGCUAUAGGUGUGGUAAGUCAAAAAAGUGUUUAUAGGCUGUGUUUAUUAUAACCUUCAAUAGAAAUAAAAUCAAGUUUGUGGGGACUUGAAGUGCAAAAUCAGCAAAAGAUUGAAAAGAAUGUGUAAAAAUAUUAUUUAAAUGUGCAUAUUACAUGGACAUGGACACACUAGGGGACUUACUUCUUUGAAUAAUAUUAUAUAGUUUAACUAUUCAUAGCUAGGCUUCAGAGUAAUGUAUCUGCAAUCUAUCUACAACACAAUAUAUUAAAUUUCAAAACUUAUAAUUUAAAAAAAACGUAACCUUUUGUGGCAGUGAGAAGUUAAGAGGUGAGAGUAGAAGGAGUUUUGGUAAAAGCAUAGUCUGUGGAGUGGUUUGUUGGGAAUAAAGUAGCAAUUUUGAUCAUAGUUUUUUCAUUGUUAGCAGUAAAGAACUAAGAACAGGUCAAUAACACAGAAGAGUUAUAGCACUACAAAAAUUGAUUGUAAACAUAAUAUCUUUUAAGUGAAGUAGAAACAGGAAUUUCCCUACUCAUUGAUAUAACUCUAUAUCAGAGUAAAAGAAAAUGAAAACUGUUUUUGUGUACAGUUACAUCUAUCUAAUAGGUAUCGACUGGGUUAAAAUUUUAUGACUAUUUUACUAUUUAUUAUUUAAUUUUUAGAGUUGUUUUUUUCUACUACAACAACAGUGAGUGAUGGGUUACAUAAGAAGGUUAAAAAUUAAUCAAAGGAGAUUGUAAAAUAUAGUGAGAGUAAGUGACAUCCAGAAAAAUUGGCUUUUUAUGGAGAUAAGAAGAUGUGUUGCAUUGAGUCACACCUUCUACGGAAUGAAGAAAUAGUUAAUAAGAAAACAUUAAUAAAUACAAUAAUAAGAUUUACAACUAAUCUAGGUUUGAAGAACUCUGAUAUUAAAUUUUGUAAAGGAAGUUAUACCUAAGAUAAGGCUGUUACUGUUAUAAAUGGGCAUACAUUAAAAAAAGCAAUUGAACUUAAAGGGGGGUCCCAUGGCCAUUCUCAAGGACAAGUAUAAUUUUGUGCAUAAUGUAUUUAGACAGCAAUGAUUUUUUCUUUCUGUUAUGGAUGUUGAUUAAAUGACAGGGACACAAUAGUACAGGUAGUUAAAUACAAAAUCGUAAUAUUUUAACUAACUCUCAUAGUAAAUAAGAGUACUGGUUUUGUAUUAUAAUUUAGGCUACUGAAGGAUUUGCAAGCCUUUUAUUGUGAAAAUCCCUUUAGAUGGUUCUGAACCUGAUUUAGCUGUAAGAAACUAUUAUUCUUAAUAACAAUUAAAACCAAUUGUCAAUCCCCAGAUUGUUUGGCUACUUAAAAGGAGCAGGUAAGACUACACAUCCAUUUUUAAUCUCUUGGCGAAAGCCACUAAAACAGAAAUUUAUCUGAUUUUUAUUAAUAUUAAAAAUAAUGAAAUCUAGAUGUGUCAUAAUUUUAACGCUGACUUUUUCCUCUGUAGAAUGGAUAAGCUUCGACACCACUUAAUGCCAUUAUACAGUUUUGACCCUUCUGACAGCAGCCAGGACUGGGAAACUGAUCUUCUUAGCCAG
Molecule: messenger RNA, 1703 nt
Organism: Lymnaea stagnalis (great pond snail)
Lineage: Eukaryota; Metazoa; Mollusca; Gastropoda; Lymnaeidae
Source: the annotation of a GenBank genome assembly